CCCGUUAAGAGAAAGCUUCUUCUAUUCCGUCCACAACUAUUUGAUUCAUUUAGUCAUCUGGCAUGGCAACGACCUUGCAGACUUAUAAAUAACUGAGUUCAACCAUUAUCCAUCGUUUAGGUUGUAUAUCACAACAGAAAGUUGCACAGUUAUGAUACGCAAGUCCGGUUCAAAGUACGGUUCGUUCGGCCCAGUCCCAGGGGUAAUUAUCUGUUUGUGAUGGUAUAAUGUCAGUUUACAACACAUGUAACUGAAUUUCGCUAAGUAUGUUUAUGGAACGCACAACCUUUACCAGUCAAGAAACGGGUUUAUAAAGCUAAAUAACCAAACAAACGAUUCAUAUGAGUAAUCCAAAGAAAUAUAUCAGUCAGUAUGCUUCAGUAGUGAAGUAUGUUCACUGAUGUCACGUGAUAUACCUGAAAUAUGUACAUAUGUCAUCCAAACAGUGAUGAACAAAUCUUUUCAGGGCCGGUAAAUCAGACAUGUACUUUCUUUUCAUGAUUUUCAAAAAAUUACUAAUUGCAUGCACAUUUCAUGAAAAAAGACAAAGAAGAGACUGAAAACCCAUGAAACUCUCUUGUCUGCUUAACGAAGGACCGUUUAAUUCCUUUUCGAUAUAUAUCCCCAUACAUCAUGGUUCGCUAUAUGCUGAAUGGGAAAGUAUAAACUCCUGCUAUUUCGCGUCUCAAGUCAUUUGUGUAAAAUCCCAAACGAAUUAUAAUAGUGUCAUCAGUUAUGAAUUCUUUGUAACAAACUAGUAUGAACGAAUUAGUUUAUACGUUCUCUGGAUUCUGUAGUAAGGAACGGUUCCAGGCCUUACACUGCACGCAAAAUGUUUAGCCUAUUCACUUGGCCGGAACAAUCCUGCCUUAAAUACAUUUCAUUUGCCACCCAUACUUUAGGUUAUGAUGGUCUUUCCUAGACAAGAAUACCCUGUAUUUCUUUCUGAUGAUUUAAUUGUAUAAAUAAAUUAUCUUCAUCAAGGUUCAUCUUUUAAUAUUUUACAAACAUUUUGGUCGAAACAAGUAUAUUUCUCAACACACAACUAAGCACAUAGCGAUUAUCAAGUUCUUUCUGACAAAAUUUGGCUUUAAACUCUCAGAUAGGCUUAUAAGAAUUAAGAUUAACGAUCACACUAGUUUCAACCUGACUAUUUAAACAGUUUUAGUGGCUCACAGAAUACUGACUUGACAAUAGCCUUUUAUGUGUGAAUUUGCCAGAAAGCCUACUUAUAACAAAGUAGACUAGUGAGUACUCAUUAUUGAUGAAACAAGUUGGUACAAACAUUAUUACUGAACAGAAGAGACUGUCAAAAUCCACUUCAAAUAUUUUUAAAGGUAUAGAAUAAGGGCAUUUAUAGAUCAAUCAUUAUCCAAGAAAAAGGCAGACCUGAGGUUUUUGUUCAGUUUCUACUUUUUUAUAUUACACCAUAACCAAAAUUAUCGAGUGGAAUGAAUAUUUAGUAACAGCUGAACGAUGUGUGAAAAGAAACAUUCGUUUCCUUUGUUAGAGAAGGCUUAACCUUAGCUUCAAAUCGCCAGCACCAAAUGCAUACAAUUUAUCAACUUUGAAGAUUAAAAAUAGACAAGAUUUCAAUCGUGCCCCUUGUUCAAGAGCGUUUCAGAGUAACAUCGCUGUUAAAUGUGACCAAUAUCAACAAAACCAACAUAUCCCAGCACCCUGUGAUUAUCAAAAAAUAGAAAAGAACUCCAGAUCGGGAGUCAGUAUGGCAGCAUUCAAAUCAUCUAGUGGGAGACUAUUUGAUGCUCCACAACUGACAACUUAUAUUCCAGGACCAGGACAUUAUGAUAUUGAUGAGAAACCGAAUCAAUCUAAUUUGCCCCACUCGGCUUUUGCAUCCAAAAGUGAGCGUUCUGCGUUAAGAACUACAUCAGAAUUUCCUGGGCCAGGAGCAUAUAAUUUGGUCAAAUAUCAUAAUGACUCAGCUUUAAAAUUAACUAAAUUACCUCCAACAAAAUCAAAUUCAUCAAUGAUAACUUUGAAAACUAUAAAUAAAGAUCAGGAAAACUAUCCUGGUCCAGGGACAUAUAAUAUCACAACUGAACUAGUACCAAAACAUUUUAUGUCUAGUUCAGUUUUCCUAUCCAAUGUACCGCGCUGGAUAAUGCCAAAUGUUCCCGUUGCUCUUGGCAUUGGUGAUAUGGUUGCAAAUAGUUCUUCACUUACGUGUCCUGGUGGAAUUGAUGCUUUACUUAAUCCAGGACCAACAAAAUAUAAUCCUUGUCUACCCAAAAAAAUGUCAUUUCAUUAUAAUCUAAAUAACGAGUGGAUUUAUUGA
Molecule: messenger RNA, 2299 nt
Organism: Schistosoma haematobium
Lineage: Eukaryota; Metazoa; Platyhelminthes; Trematoda; Strigeidida; Schistosomatidae
Product: O(6)-methylguanine-induced apoptosis 2
Exons: 5
Coding region: 1727-2299 (190 amino acids)
Source: RefSeq, a predicted model, not a curated record